CCGGCGGCUUUUCUGUCCCUGUCUCUACUUAUUGUCUCCGGUUAUGCCAACAUUGAUACAUCCUGCUUGCUGUAUAAUAGGUGAUCACUCUGGUUGGGAUGGAAACUUAUUACUCAGUCCAAUUAAUUCACAGGUUGGCUAAGGUUUUUGAUUAAAAUGCGAAAUCAAUUAUCAAUUAGCAUGAAAGUUAUCAAUUCUUCUUCCAUAUGCUGAGUUUUCCAGAAACAACGGAAUUAACUCAUGAAUCAAUAUUCACAUAAUGACCAGUAUACAUAUCCAUCUUUGCAAGAAGUUGAGGUUCAGUUAGAUAUACUUAAUAAAACAUCUACACAGAUUAAUGAAUUAGAAAGACGAUUAGAAAUUUCUCGUGAUGCUUAUCGUAAAGUUUUAUCAGAUCAAUCAGAUAAAUUACAGAAAUUACGUAAAAAACUUGGUAAAUGUAUAUCACGUACUCGUGCAUACAAUGAAUUGAAACAGAAACAAGCAUAUUAUCGUAGAGAAAUUCAAUUAGCCGCUUUAAAAUAUGACAAUGCUAUAUCAACGCUGGAUACAACUCGUAAUACUUUGGCUAAAUUGGAAGCAUGUGUUUCAGAGCCCGGUGUUAGAGAUCCAAAUACAUUGGAAUCUUUAAAUCAAAGCAUUAUAGAUUUUAAUAAUGCUAACAAGUUAUUAAAUAACGCUAAAUUAGAACAUGAAAAAUUAAUGGAAAUUUAUGCUGCAAAUGAACAAUCACUUCGUUAUUUAGAGAAACGUCAUUGUUUUGAUAUUCGUAAAGCAAAGCCUUAUUAUACCAUGUAUGAUCGUUUCAUGGUAAAAAUGGAGGAUGCUAAAAUUCAUGUGGAAUUAUGUACAGAUAAAUUAAAAGCAUGUAAAAUUAUUUAUGCGAAUGCCAUGUCCACAUUAGAAUCUUUAUCAAAUUCUAUACAUUCAAUGCGAUUCAAUCAACAACAACAACAGCAAUCUAUGAUGUACAUGACAACAAAUCAUUGUGAUGCUAUAAAUUCUAGUGAUCAUUGUUCAAUUGUCAAUGAUUGUCAUCAUCAUCAUCAUCAGCAUCCUCUUGAUGAACAUGGUGAUGACGAUGAUGGUGUUGAGGUUGAGGAUGUCAAUAAUUGCACAACAACACAAUUCACGCCAUCAUUAUCUUCUGUUCAAUGUACAAAUGAAUUAACAAAUAAUGAGAAUUCACUAUUGAACAAAUCAAUGCGCGAUUGUUUAAAUCAUCAUCAUCACCAGAAUAAUAAUAAUAAUCACAAUUCAAAUGUCAAUUGUUUUCCAAUGAUGAAUGGUUUAUUAGAGUCUAUUCAUCAAGCUUCCAUUGAAAUAGAUUCAUUGCAAAAUUCUUCUUUUCUGUUAUCACAAGAAGAUUCUCCAUAUUCAAGUACUUCAACUCCUUCUAAUACAACUACCAUCACCACUGCCACAGUGUCAUCAUCUUCAUCCACAUCAUCAUCAUUAUGUACAGAGAAUAAUUCUUGCUCUGAAUGUCUUUCCAUCUCAUCGCAUACAUCAUCAGCAUCUAUCUCACCAGCAUUGUCUUUCGAUGCAUUCAACGCCGCCUCCACAACACCGACAACCACUUCACUGGAUGAACACCAACAGCACCACAAUUCAGCUUUCAUGUUAAUUAAUUCUUUAACAAAUUUAAAUCUAAUGACCACCACUUCAACUACAUCAUCUGAUUUAUAUACUGUUAAAGAUUUAUGUUGUCAUAGUAAUUUGACUAUGACAAAUAUUUUUUAAUUUUUAUAUAUAUAUAUGUGUAUAUCUACAUUUUUCAAACAACAUUGUAUGCUUUACGCUUGUGUAGUUAGUUAGUUUAUCAUUAUUAUUUCUACACACACACACACACAGUUGUGUUUCGGUUUUAGUUUUCUUUUGAGGAGAGCAGAAAAACGAUGAUGAUGAUGAUGAUGUUGAUAAUCUUGUUCAAUGUCUCAAUGUCAUCAUCACAUACUACUGAGAUGACUGAAGCAGGCGUUGAAGAUUGUAUUGUUAUUGUAAAUUUACACUCUGAGUCAAUUAAAAACGAACACUGAACAGACCAUCUUUGAGUCGUGACUUCCAACACUCCAUCCUUCUUCUUCCAUUCCUGUUGUUACUUCCUGUUGGUACUCUAUUCAUUUCUUGCUUUUGCUUCAUAUGCUUUCCGUUUUCCUCUUCUGACCGUGCAAAUUCUUCGUCUUUCACGUCCCUUCUUAUACUACUUACUACUUAUAUCGUUCGUAUAAGUAGUAGUACACACCAUACAACUACUUACUGGCUUGCUUGCUUAUUGAAUGUUGAAUGGUGAACGUUGAAUUGAAAUUACUGCUGAUUCUCUUCCUCUAUCUCUCUCUCUCUCUCUCUCUCGUGUGUGCUAAAUUACACAUUUAGGUAUUUUUUUUAUUUUAUUUUUCUGUUGAAAAAAAGUCCCUAUUUCAACAUGAUGAGCAUGGCAUGUUAUUAUAUACUUCAUUCAAUUGGAUGUUACAUCUGCGUCAAAGAGGAAGGAUCGAUAGAUUAGAUUUUGUUUGUGCAUGCCUUGUUUUAUUAUUCAGCUUUAUCUAGUCACAUAAAAAUUUUGAAUAAAUGUUUUAACAAUCAAAUUGAAAUUUAUUCAAUUUAUUUAUUUUUUCUAAAAAAAAAACGCAUUUUAAAUU
This is a messenger RNA of Schistosoma turkestanicum, 2642 nucleotides long. NCBI's taxonomy places the organism in Eukaryota, Metazoa, Platyhelminthes, Trematoda, Strigeidida, Schistosomatidae. The record is from the annotation of a GenBank genome assembly.